AUGCGGCUCAACGCCAUCUUGGCCGUAUCGGGCAUAGCGGCAACCACAUCUGCCAUCGGCCUUCACAAGGCGGUGGACGGUCUGUUGCAAGUCACUCCUUCUUUUGCGGGCGAUGAUAUAUCGUUGCAUCCUGGGUUAGAUCCCUCCCACAACUCCAAUGACUUGGAUCAUCUCGUUGCAGGCCUUGAAAAGGUCCUGUACUAUAGCCAGGAAGGACAUCGUCCGGCUCUUCAUGGUGCAAAGCAUGCCUCCCUCGAGGCAAAGUUUGUCCGCAACACGGUCGUCUUAGAUCAGUCCGAUCAUGUCAAGAGCAUCACCUGUGAUGAAAGCGACAUGCACAUCUGCUUCGACAACCCGCUUGCAAUGGCGACAGUGGAAGCCUCCUGGCUGAUCCAGGGUGGAAUCAAUCUGGUGACUUACCAUGCAGGCUGCGGUGAUGAAAGCUCGGGAAAGCGAAGCAUCUUUCAUGCUUCUCAGCCUUUGAUCAAUCUAGUGGACAUGUGUAUUGUGGUGUCUGUCACUGCUAUCGAGGAGUCAGACGCCCUCGAUUCAGGUGUCAUGACAUGGGGCACAUACAGCGACCCAAAACAGAGAAAGAGAUCACCAACCAAGGGUCAUGUCCGUGUUACCAAGCCAACUCAGUCUUAUAACAGAGGCCGGCCGGAAUCUCCAGCAGAGCGCAAUGUUACAGAUCAAUAUGCUAGCAACGCCACUAUGGAUAUUACACUGAACCCUUGGGCAAUGGAGAACUUUUUCAACAACUCCAACCUCGAUACAAGUCAUAUGGGUGAAGAGAUUGACACUAUGGACUUCAUCGACAUAGAUGAUCUUGAGGUCCCUGCCGCACGCACGAACAUGACCCGGAGGUCCUCUACACGCCGCCGAGCAGAGCGAACCAAGAAAACCCAGACUGAGGUUUCAAGACGCACUUCAUCUGAGCUCAGUCGACGAGACAUAUUCACUGAUAUUUGGAAUGGACUUAAAGAUCUAGGCCGGAGAAUUGGAAAUUUCUUCAAAAGUGCAUUCGAAUUCAUCAAAAAGGUUGGCGACCAAAUUAUUGAACUUGCAGUCAUCACCGCAAAGUUGAUUCUGGUGCCGUUUGGUGUCCCAUUCGAUCACACAUACCAUAACGACAUCAAAAUUGACUCAUACCUCAAGAGUGACUUUGGUCAUACUCCACCUGAAAUUUUUGGCAUGAAGGACGGCUAUACACUUGCUAGCUCUGACAACUAUGACGAUGAUGAUGCGUUCCAUUGGACAGUUCAGUGCGCUAAAUGUGGCAUUCACGUCAAUAUUGACAUUGAUGGCCGGUUAGCAUUUAGCAUCAAAGACGGUAUCACCGAAGGCAGUAUCUCUUUUGUCAAUAACGAUCCUCUGACCCUGGAUGCUCAGUUUGGAAUCAGCGCCGACGGCACAAAGAGCAAGUCCAAGGAGAAGAAGAAGACCAUCAAGCCAAAGAAGACCAUUAAGCCAAAGAAGAGCAAGGACCUUAAGAGCAUACCUUUUGGUGGUUUGGUCAUUCCAGGUAUUCUCACGCUUGGUCCUCAGGUGACCUUCGGCGUAGCAGUCAGUCUUGAGGCCGAGGGCAAAGUUGAAAUCCUUGUUGGUGGAACCAUUUCCGUUGGAGCAGGACACGCCAUUGCCAGCUUGAAAGGUAAAAACGAAGUCAAAGGGUUUGAACCCGGGUUUGACCCAGUUUUCCGUGCCGAGGGUGAAUUUUCGCUCACUGGUGACAUUGGAUUGCCUGUGGCGCUUGAGGUUGGGCUUACUGUUCUGGAUGGGAAAUUCAAGGAAACAGUUGGGCUCGUCAACACACCUUCUGUCUAUGUCAAGGCAACUGCAAACUUGGAACUCGAGGCCCGCGAUGACGAUGAGGAGAGCACCUGUAAAAAUGGUGUUCAAUUACAGGUUGGUGCCAAAAACCGUAUCCACGUUGCUGGAUUCGACGUUUUCGAAUAUGAACUUGCAGACAUACCAAUCUUCGAAAAGGACCUAGGCUGUGUCAAUGUCGACGGCUUCAAUGCCGGGACAGCGAAGUCAGCAGACGGACUUAUCAAGAAGGUCACCAAGGAAACUGGCGACGCUGGGGCAGGAAAGCCUGGCAUUACCGACGCUACUCGCACUUUCAAAAAGGUUGACGGCGCUCAAGGCUUCAGAAUUCUCAUGGCCGCCGACUCUGGCAGCAUUGUGGUUUCUGGAACGAAUGGUGGUCUCUACCUCGUUGACAAGAGCGCAGGUUAUGAUGUCAGCGCACCAUGGGGCACUCUCGAUACCAAAGCAAAGCCAUUGACACUUGAUGUCUUUGGGCGUGUUCUGGCAUAUAAGUUUCUCCCGGCUCCUAAAGAUAGUGACUUUGUGAGCAGAAAUGCUCCCCUUGUGGCCGACUUGAUGGUCUCGGAUCCACAGACCAUUCCUGUGGGGUACAAAGCUACGGCGAUGAAAGAGCUGGAAUCAUCCGAUUCUAAGAAGACGUAUGGCAUACCCAUGGUGUACGACAACGCUUUGCGCAAGAUCACUAAGCCCAUGUAUUAUCCCACGGCCUGCAAAACUCCUUUGGGAACAAUGUUGAUUGCGACUCGCGAGAUUAUCACUAAGGAUGGACAUGUCAAGUCGGUUUGGAGGCCAAGUCAAAAUUUCGCAGAGCAGAUGGACCGUGAGCUCAUGAACCAUUUCGGUCUUUACAGAAAAGAGUGUAGAACGAUCCAGUUGAUUGCUAGCAGCUAG
Molecule: messenger RNA, 2724 nt
Organism: Penicillium nucicola
Lineage: Eukaryota; Fungi; Ascomycota; Eurotiomycetes; Eurotiales; Aspergillaceae
Exons: 5
Coding region: 1-2724 (907 amino acids)
Source: RefSeq, a predicted model, not a curated record